Messenger RNA from Monopterus albus (swamp eel), 12269 nucleotides. RefSeq lists its product as uncharacterized. NCBI's taxonomy places the organism in Eukaryota, Metazoa, Chordata, Actinopteri, Synbranchiformes, Synbranchidae. Gene Ontology annotation, biological process: DNA-templated transcription. The record is from RefSeq and is a predicted model, not a curated record. Gene Ontology annotation, cellular component: nucleus.
UAAAAUGGAGGGCUGUGCUAAGAGGCUAUCUGGGCGAAUCUAGAUGUGGCUUGGAAAUUGUUAUUUAUAUCGAAGGUACACAGAUUGACAAGUGGAAUGACACUUUUCACGACUUGAAAAUUUGACUUUGGUAGCAAUCGGCUCAUUGUUUGUAGAGUAUUGUUAUCUAUGGACAUCAGUAUGAACCCAGUGGAUGACAGUGUUACAGAAGAUAAUUCAGAGGAACAGCAGAGCCAGACAGAUGGGGCAGAGUUGACUGUUAGGCCGACUCUGUCACAGGUCAAAAAGUCGUGGGGCUUCAGGCGUUCAACCAUUGCUAGAAGGGAGUUCAUGGAAGAAGUUGGAGACCUAACACACAGCCCUCCACUUGUACGGAGAGUCAGAAGUCGUCGAACUAACCAGAUGCCCCAGACCACAGAAGCCCCCACUACCCAGAGAGCCACUCGUGCUGCUAGGAGUGUUAUAGAUGACCUCGAGUGGUCUGCCCCAUCCUCACCUGUAUCAGAGGGGAGCAAGCCAGCCUCAGAAGCAUCUGCAGGAGGGAGUCUUGACCCCAGUUUAUGGCAAGAUUUUGGGUCUGCCUUCCACACUGCCUUUUCACUGCUCGGUGGGAGUGAGGGCAUGUCAGUGGACAUGCCAGGUGCCCUGGCGACCCCUGACAUUUUGGAAGCUACUCAUGCCAUCGAGGCCCUUUGUCCACAGGUUAUAGAUGAUACUGAGGUGCCUGAUAACUUGGAAGCUGCUGAUGACAUGGACAUUUUGCCGGUGGUUGCUUCUGAAACUGUGGCGGGAGGAGAAAUAGAUGAUGUAGUGUUGAUCUCUAGUCAAGAAGAGGACAGCGAUGAAAUGACUUUGAUACAGAUUAAGGAGCAGCUGGUGGCUAAAGGCAAGCAGGGAGACACGACAACUAGAGGGGGGAAAGGUGGAAGAGGAAAGGCCAGAGGAAGGGGGAGAGGCAGAGGAAGAGGUAGGCGAAAAGGCAGAGGAAGGGGCAGGGCUGUGGAGAUUCAGUCGAGUAUUGCAGAUGAUGAGGACAGUGAUGAGGAGGUGAUGCUUGUUAAUUCAGAAAAACAGCUGCAGGGAAAAGAGGAUGAUCCACACACCCCAGCUGCAAGAGAGAUAUCAUCUCCUCACUCCAAUGUCACCCUGAGUCCUGCUCAGCAAUCAAGCUCAGACUGUGUAAUCAUAGAUUCUGAUUUAGACCAGAUUCCUGACAUAACUCCUGGCCAGUGUGAUGAUGCACCAGAGAAAGAGGAGAAGAAAGACGAUAAGAAUGCAGGAGGAUAUUCAAGCAUUUCAGACACUGAGGGUUAUGAUUCUGAUGCUCUGUACUGCAUCUGCAGACAGAAACACAGUAAAAGGUUCAUGAUCUGUUGUGACAGUUGCCAGGAGUGGUUCCAUGGUGACUGCGUUGGUAUCAGUGAGACACUGGGCCAUAAGAUGGAGAAGAAAGGGCAAGAGUACAUAUGCCCCCCCUGCACUACCAAGAAGCAACUUCAGUCUGAGCCCCAGCCUCAACCAGAGCCUGCGCUUAGCUUUCCUGAAAGCUUGAUACUAAGUCCUCCUGGUGAAGAAGGGGUGGAGCAUGAGGACCAGCAAGCCCUCAAGGAGACUGUGGAGGUGCAGGCGACUCCUGUGGUGAGGCCUGAACCUGAAGCUGAGAUGGAGAGAGACAGCUCUCUUUUCCUGUGCCUUGACCAGGUUGCUCCAAACAAGCUCUACCGGUCUGUUUACUGUGGCACUGACUGCAUCCUUCAGCAUGCUGCUGUCACUAUGAAGACUCUCUCUGACCCCAAGGUGUCCAAGUCCAGAGGACGGGGGCAGAGGAAAUCUGCCACUGCCAGACCUCUCACAAGGGGUCAGAGGUCGAGUAGGGUGUCUAAGAGGUUAGCAGCAAAAGCUGAGGAAGAAAGUGAAGAGAAGGAGGAGGAUGAUGGAGAGCCUAAGGAGGCUGCAUCUCCCUUAUCCUGCGACCCCAGUCUCACAGAAGUUGAGGCCCCUUCCAUACCAUCACCUAAGUUUUACACAGCGUCUAAGCAGAACAGUAAAGAGACGAAGGCUGGCAGUGAGGCUGUAACUCCUGAAACACAGUCUCCAGAAGACACAUCUAGAGAUGAUGCUCCCUCUUCUGAACCUGUCACUGAAACAGCCCCACCACAAACAGACUCUACAAAAAAAGCAAAGGAGCCAGAAAACAGUGGUGUGUCUAAGCAACAAUCCGCAGAGUCAGAUCCCGCAAUAACACCCACCCCAGCAAAAUCUAGUCUGUCUCCAGCUGCACAGUCCCCAUCCAACUCAGCCCCUAGACAUCAUGAAACUGGGGCCCUUAUGGUUGCUAAGACCACAUAUGUCAUACCAAAGAAGCAGUCUGGAUCUCAGUCCCCUUCCAGCAGCCACUUGUCAGCCUCUGUGUCAUGCCAGAAGCCUUCUUCAGCCCCUACGCUGCUGAAUGAAACCCGAAAUCUCCUGGUGCCUCCGGCACCCAGUGCUCCCUCAUCUAGACCCUCACAGCCUAAUAAUCAGGUCAGACAGAGUAUCCAGCGCACCCUCAUCAGCAUCCUGUCCAAAAGGGUGUGUGACUGUGAGGAUUUGGAGAUGUCUGAGAGUGAAGCUGCAAAGCUUGUUGCGAGCAUCGAGAUGGAGAUGUUUGACGUAUUUCGCAAUACAGACAGCAAAUACAUGAACAAGUACAGAACUAUAAUGUUCAACCUAAAAGACCCAAGAAACAAGGGUUUGUUGUAUCGGGUUGUACGUGGGGAGAUCAGUCCCUUCAGACUGGUCAGGAUGAGCCAGAAGGAUAUGCAGGCUAUCAAGGCACCAGAGCCAAGUGCAAAAGAAACAGAGAGCAAGGAUGCUGCUACUAAAGCAACAAGUUUGCUGCAGAAGCCUGAGGCAGUGAAGGUUGAUUUGGCCAGUUUGAGACCUGACAGAAAACCUGACAGAAGACCUGAUAGAACGGUUGCUUCCCAGGAACAAAAGAAAAGUUUUCCUGCACCUGCCCUCAAGACCAGAACAUACCAGCCAAGUAAGGGCAGCACUACACCAGAUAUUCUCACCUGUAUGCUUAAGGACACAACAUCAGAGCAUAAAGCUCACCUCUUUGAUCUGAAAUGCAAGAUAUGCACAGGCCAGAUACUAGCUGGGGAAGAGGGGGAGCCAGCUAAGAAAAAACCCAGGGUCUCUGAAACAAGAGAUAAGAAUGAGCCCUCUUGGAGAAAGUCAGCAGGAGAUGACUCCCCUCUGCAGGCACCACCUGACUCACAUGACAUGGAUUCUUUGACAUCUUCCCUGCUGGAUCCUCCAUCCCGCCUUCUUAUUGAUUCUCCAGCACGGACUAUAGUAGAAUCUCCUGCUUCCCCCACAAUGGAUUCCCCAGCCUCCCCUACUUUAGAGUCUCCUGCUUCCCCUGUCAUGGAGUGUGUGGCAUCACCAAAUCCAGACAAUCCUAAAGUUGCUACAUCAAAGAGAGCAUAUACACCGGUUGUGAUUCCAACUGUCUCCACUGUGACUAUCACUAGACAUGACCCUCGCACUGCUGCAAACAGGUUCUCUGCUUUGUUUAGUAGUACCUCUGGUCCCAGUAACACAACUCAUAACCAGUCAGACCCUUAUGCCCCUCUUAAAGAGGCAAGCUCUGCCCCGCCUUCAGCACCAGCAUCCUCACUACCACCAGUGAAAACUAUACCUAAAUCUAUCUUAAUGAAGCCAUCUUCCUCUGCAGAUCCCAGACUCUAUUGCACAUCUGCUAGGACCAUGAUCUCUGAAUCCCCAGCUGAUGGUGAGACUGCUCAGUUCCUGGCUAAGCAAGACACUGUAUGGAAAGGCUUUCUAAACAUGCUCACUGUUGCCAAGUUUGUCACCAAGGGAUAUCUGGUUUCAGGAUCUGCUGAAAACCUUAAAGCGGAUCUACCUGAUACCAUACAAAUUGGAGGGCGCAUUAUGCCUGAAACAGUCUGGGACUAUGUUGCAAAACUAAAGACCUCUAUUACAAAGGAGUUAUGUGUGAUACGGUUUCACCCUGCAACAGAGGAGGAAGAGGUGGCCUACGUCUCCCUAUUUUCCUAUUUUAGCAGUAGAGGUCGUUUUGGUGUGGUCGCCAAUAACAGCCGUUCUAUCAAAGAUGUAUACCUUGUCCCACUCAGUGCAACGGAAUCAAUCCCAUCCAUACUGCAACCUCUUGAAGGACCAGGGCUUGAAAAAAACCGACCCAACCUUCUUCUGGGUCUUGCAAUCAUCCAGAAGGUAAAACGUCCAGGGAGUUUUCCUCAGGAAAUUGAAGAGAAGAGACCUAAUGUCCACAUGUCCAAGGACCCUAUGUGGAUCCCAAAACCUCCGGUCCUUUAUGGCUCUGAUAAAUUGGAGAUUUUCCAACCCUAUGAUCCAGAGACCCCUGCUAGUACCACCCCUCCAGGUUCACCAUCGUGUCCUGGGUCACCAUCAGACUCUUCCUCUUCUGGUUCAGUUACCAUACCAUCUCUUUUGACUUCCAUUAGAGCAACCCCUCCUGUUUCUACCUCAGCUGUUGCUACUACCACACAGUCCACUUCUAACAGCAUUUCUGACAAUAACACACCAUUACAGACCAUCUUGAGGACUUUGUUUGGCAAUAAGCAAACUGACUCCACGGUCGCUUCUGACCAAAGCUCUACAACAACAACAACCAUAAGUGAUAAGAAGAUACCUGUGUCACAGGUGUCUGGAUCAAUGGUGGAUCCAAUUGUCCAACAGUAUGGACAGAAAUCCAAAGUCAAAGAGAUAGAAGAAGAGGAGAAUGAAUUUGACCGACCAUAUGACCCAGAGGAGGAGUAUGAUCCAGCAAUGGGAUAUGGAAUGAUUGCUCCACAGAACACAGAAAAAAUUAAGGCAGAUGGCCCUGUAUUAUCAGGCUUUGUGGAUGAUGAUGUGGCUUAUGAUCCAGAGGAUGAGACUAUCUUCGAAGAUAUUCAAAGUAAUACUUUUGUUACAAAGCCCCCUGUUCCAACUCAAAUGUCAGAUUCUCCAUCAUGCUCAGCACCACUUUCCAACCAGGUUGUAACACCAAAUGCCUCUUCCACUCCAAUGCAGACUUCUACCCCAGCUGCAGUAAUGCCGAACAUUCCUACAGGCACUGUGGUUGUUUCAGCUGCAACACUGACAGAACAACAGCGCAUGCUUGAGGAGCUCAAUAAGCAGAUUGAAGAGCAAAAACGGCAGUUGAAAGAACAGGAAGAAGCACUACGUCAACAGAAAGAGGCUGUGGGUAUGUUCAUGGCUCGCUUUUCUGUUUCGGAUUCCCUGAUGUCUCCUCCAUCAAACUCUUUGGCCCUCAGUCAAAUGUCAUCUCUGCAGGGUGGCAUAAUGCAAAUAGAAUCAGGGUCUUCAGAAUCAACUGAAAAGACCAGCAUCCCUACAGCGACUUUGGACAAAGCAAAUGAGGACUCUCAACCUGUAGAGUUAGAAGACACAACUACCAUUUCUAAUUUUAAAAAUGACACAGAUACAGCUACAGAGCAAGAUGAAACACAGGAAAAUGUUAAGGAAAGUGACAAGUAUUCCUCGGCUGGGGAGAUUGAAGAUUCUGAUGUAGCAUAUGAUCCAGAGGAUGAAUCACUUUUUAAUGAAAUUCAAGAGGAUGUUUUUCAAGGAGGCAAUAUAACAACUCAUGAGUCAUCUUUGUCUAGGCCAGGGCAUAGUGUCUCCUGCAAGGGUUCUCCAAGUUCAUGCCACAACCGAAAGCGAAGGCUGUCGCCAAAGAGGCGGGGUCAUCAUGAAAGGGGCCGCCAUAGAAGUCCUUCAAGAAGGUCACAACGUCGUUCUCCUUCACAUUCCCGUAGACGUAGAGAAAGGGAUAGAAACAGAAAAGGUGAAAGGGACAGGUCGAGGCACAGAGGUAGAGAUGAGUCUGAACGCCAGUCUCGCCAUAGGAAAGAACAUGCUACACGCCGUCAUUCUCAUGGGCAUAGAAGAUCUUCUUCAUCCCCUAGAAAAAAAGAUUCUGUCCCCCUUUCAUCAAAACAGCACAGAGGGCCUUCUCCACAAAUCCUAGAGAAGUCAAAACAUGCAAGUGUUUUGUGUAGUGCUCCAGACCCCAUUAUUGGGCAAUUUGUAGAGAGUAACACAUCACCAUCUACCCCAGUUAAUAUUAAAAAUGACCCUGAUGAACAUCUGCUAAAAUGUAAUAUUGUUGAGUGCUCUGAUAAAGAUCUUUCUCCCUGUUCACAAAAACGUCUUGACAGUGUGAAGCUUGAGAUUUCAGAACCACCAGAAUCCCAUGAGCUUCAAAAAAAUUCAGUCAGUGACCAUGAUGGUGGUGAUGGGUCUUUUAAACAAUUGGAUAAACCCUCUCAGGAAACAUUUCUUAACAACAAAAUUGAAAGCACAGUUCCUCUAAGGGAAAUUGAUCCGCCCAUUCGAGAUUCCCCUCAGAGCCCCGAUCCAGAGCCACCAUUCAUAAAACCUAUCAACAGAGAAAAGAUUGACCCUGUUAACACAGAGGAGAUUAGAGAUCCUAAGACACAUCCCAAUGUCUCAGUGCCAUUUGUUAAAAUUGAAAAUAAUUGUUUGUCUAUCGGUGAACAAGAAACAGUGUCCAAUAUACCAUGGGCUACUGUUGGAAGUCUAUUACCAGAUGUUAGAAAAUCGGAUUUUAUAUCCCUAAAUCAACAGGGCCCAGUUUUCAGAGACCAAGGCGUGAUAGAGGCAGACAAACAGAGAAAAGGGGAAAGUUCAGUCUUAAAGCAUCCAGAAAUGAUGGGUGAAGGGGGCAGACAUCCAAAGUCAGCUGCAGGCUUGGAUGUUCAGGGUUCAGAACCUGAAAUAGACCCUGUGACCAAGCUUCCAGGGCCUAUUAUGAGUGGUACAGGUAUUAGGAAUCCAGGACCAGAUAUGAAAGAGCCUGGAUUUAGGGGACCACAGAUAGACCAAAGACCAGCAGGUUUUAGUUUCCCAGGACCAGAAAUGAGAAAUUCAGGCAUACAAGGUAUGAGCCCCAAUAUUUGGGGUCCUAGACCACACAUACAAAGCUCAGGGACUGGUAUGCACUGUUCAGAGCCAAACAUGAGAGACCCAGGUAUUCAGAAUCUCAAGACUGGUAGAAUUGGUGUAGAGCCAGUCAUAAGAGGUUCAGGGAUGAGGAAUCCACUAGAACAUAUGGAAAGUUCUAGUAUGCAAGGCAUGCACCUAGAAGUUCAGGGUCCAGUCCUUGAUAUGAGAAACAAUGAACCAGACAUUGGAGGGCAAAAGUUAAUAUCUGUUACAAACUUUCAUAUGGGGGAAUCAUGCCUACAGAGUGAGAUGAGAGAUCCAGUCAUGAAGGCCCCUUUGUUAGAUAGAUCUGGGCUUGAUAUCAGUGGCUCAGGGCCAAGGGGUCCUUUAUUAACCAUGUAUCAUUCAAAUCCAGAUAUCAGUGGGCUGACUGUAGUUGAUGAGAGAAAAAGUCAAGAAGAUAAAGAUCAUUGGAAAAGGGGUUUUCAGCCACAUGGAAGAAAUUCAAACUUUAGCGAAGUGGGUACUGGUCGGGAAAGGAGUUUAGAGUCAAAUGCACCCACAGGUUUGGAAGCUAGGCCACUAUCUUCAGUAACAACAGAUGAAGGGCAAGACCCACAAAGAGGGGUACCCAUAAGAGGACCAAGGCCAAACACAAAUUAUGAAAGUGGUAAAUUUAACAGGCCCUGCAUUGAACAAGAGAUUGGUGGGUCUAGAGAACAUUUCAGGCAGCCACAAACAGAUACUGGGGCUGAAAGGAGUGUGCAGGGCCCUGGCAUGAGAGGAUCAGAAACUAUGCAUGAAUUAAGAUGGCCAGAUAUGACAGGAAGAAGCUAUAUGGGGCUUGGUCAAGAUAUGGAUAGUAUGGAUGACUCAAAUACAAGGGGUGAUAGAAGUGAGUUAAAUACAAGGGCUUCAGGAAAAGACAUUGGAGAUACAGGUCUCUGUAGUGGGGAUGCAAACAUACGGGUAAGAACUACACCAGGUCCAGGGCUAUUUAGAAGAAAUGAGCAAAUGGGUCAAGAAGACAGAGGGCCCAUGCCAAACAUUACAAAUUUAGACUGGAGAAGUCCAGGUGUUGGUCAUGAUAUGUGCGGUCAGAGAGGAUCAGGUCCAGUCAGAGGAAAACCAUUUAUACAAAAUGAAUGGAGUGAUAAUCAGCCUGAAAGGAGAGGUCCAAAUAUAGAGAGCCAGGGACCUGACAGAGGUCCAGGGGGUUCAGAUUUCCUGCCACUAGGACCUCAGAGGGGAGGACCUGAUAUGGAUGUUCCAAAGUAUGAAUGGACAGGAUCAGGAGGUCCAGUUUUCAAAAGACCAGAGAAUGAACAGAGUGUUUCUAUGGACAAUUCAGGACCUGGAAUGAGAGGACCAGGGGUUGAAAGGAGAGGGCAAGCUGUAGAGGGUCCUGUGACUAACAGGGUAGGACCUGGGGCCUCACCUUUCAGAGGGCCAGGACCUGACAGGAAAGGGCCAGUUAUGGAAGGUCAAGGACCUGACAUGAGAGUAUCAGCAGGACCAGAUUUCAGGGCGUCAUGGCCUGAAAGGAGAGGUCUUGAAAUGGUUGAUCCAGGGCCUGACAGGAGAGAACGAGAUGGUCCAGAUUUCAGGGAACCAGGGCCCAAAAGCAGAGGAAUAUCUUUGGAGGGUCCUGGAUCUGACAGGCGAGGACCUGGAGGUUCAGGUUUCAGAGGGUCCAGGCCUGACAGGAGAAAUUUAUCUAUGGAGAGUCCUGGGAGUGACAGGAGAGGACCCGGAGGUCCAGACUUCUGGGGAUCAGGGCCCGGAAGCAGAGACUUACCUAUGGAAGGUCCUGGACACAACAGUAGAGGCUCCGGAGGUCAGGUAUUUAGAGGACCAGCGCCUGAAUUGAGACAUCCUACUAUGGGGGCUGUAGGCCCUGACAGAAGAGGACCAGGAGUUCAUGAUUUCAGUGGACCAGGGCCUGAUAGAAGAGGUGGUCUGGGGCCCAACAGGAGAGAGUCUGGAGUUCCUGACUUUAGUGGGCCAGGAUAUGAAAUGAGAGGUCCCUCUAUGGGAAAUCAAGAGUGUGACAAGAGAGGACCGGGAGGCCUAGAGUUCCGGGUACCAGGGCCAGACAGAAGAGGAUCAGGGUGUUCAGACUUAAGAGGGCCUGGGGGUGAAAGGAGUGGUCCCUCUGUGGAUGAUCAAGGGCCUAGAAAGAGAGGACUAGGGGAUCAAAAUGCUAGUGGACUGUGUCCUGACAGAAGAGGGCCACAUAUGGGGGUUCCUGGGCCUGACUGUAUAGGAAUGGGGCCUGAACGAAUUGCCCAAGAUAUGGAAGGACCAGGGCCUCACAAUAGAGGACAGGGAGCACCACACUUCAGGGGUCCUGGUCCAGAAAGUAGAUAUCCAAAUAUUGAGGGCCCAGGGCCUGACAGAGAACCACUGCUAGAAACACCUUGCUCCUAUGUGGAGGGUCUAGGGCCUAACAGGAGAGGGCCGGGAGGUCCAAACACAAGAAGACCAAAUGGGCCAAAUUUCAUGGGACCUGGGCCAGAAAGAAGACUUCCAGAUAUGGAGGGCCCAGGGAUUGAACAGAGGGGUCCACCCUUCAGAGGAAUGGGGCCUGAUCAAACUGUUAUGGAAGUACAAGCGAAAGGUCCAACAGGUCCAGAUUUUAGAGGACCAAUCUGUGAAAGUAGAGAUCCAGACACUGAGGGCCCCAGGCCUAGCAGACAAGAAUCAAGAGGCACAAACUUCAGGGAACCUGGGCCUGAAAGGAGAGUUACAGAUAUGGAGGGCCCAGGACCUGAUUGGAGGCGAUCUGUUGGUCCAGACUUUAAAGGCCCAGGCAUCAGACAUAAAGGUCAAAAUGCAGAAGAUCUAAGAAAUGACAAAAGAGGUGACUGGGGAGGGGCUGACUUUGGAGGAUCAGAACCUUUCCAAGAAAGUCUAGAUACUGAGUGCCCAAGACCCGAUAGAACAGAUAAAAACUUGAGGCGUCCAUGGCCUAUGAGGAUUAACAGUAGAGGGCCACGGCCAGAAAUGAACAAUCAGGGAGACCGAUGGAAAAGCUCAGACACAGAGGAACAGUGGUCAGAUAGAAGUGGACCCAAUAUGGUGGCUGUAGGAAAUGAAAGAGAAUGUUCAGGAGAUCACUGGAAGAGGCGUGGUAGCAGGGCUCCAAGGCCUAACCAAGAAGGUCCAGAUGAGCAGGGCCAAGAACAUAGUAGGCAAGGUCCUCAUAGUGAAUGGAGAGGCCCUGGAAUUAGGGGGCCGGGUCCUAUACAGGAAAGACCAAAUAUGCUUUUGCCAGCGCAUAUGAGGGGUCCAGGAGAUCAUUUGAAAGGUCUUAGGUGUAGGGGUCCAGGGCCUGUCCAGCAUGAGCCUGAUAUGGUGUCCCCAGGACCUAGAAAUGAAUGGACAGAGCCUGACAGAGCUGGUGUUGGGCCCCACAGAAGGGGACCUGGGCCAUUUUUUAGAGGGGAAAGAAAUCCAGAUAAUAGAGGACAAGGCCAUGAUAGGAGAGGACUAGAUAUUAGAGGAUCAAAUAAGAGAGGGGGCCCAGAUACGGGAAAUGACUGGCAGCAGCCAGACUGUAGGGGAAAUGUGAGAGGGCCAAACAUGGAAGGACCUGGGACUCGUAUGGCAUGUCCAGACUUGAUUAAUUCAUGCCCAAAUGGGAGAGGAUUUGAGAUGGAAGGUCUUGAUCGAAAAGGCCCAGGAGGUUCAGAUUCAGGAUGCCCAGGUCCAGGCAUGAUGGGCCCACAUUUAGUGUCAAGAGGGUCAGAGCCAGCCAUAAAGAAUGGCUUGCAAGGAUCAGAUGUAAGGGGGCAAGGGCAUGUCAACAGAGUGCCAGACAUGAGGAACAGGGAACCAGGGCAGAGAGGGCAAACAAUUAAUAAUGAAAGAAGGGGCCCUGAACUGACAUACUCAGACAAAUCUGCAUCACCUAAUCUCAGUAGUCCACAUCAAGUUACCAGAUUUAAAUUCUCUGGUGAUCCACAUUCAGAACCAUUCAAUAAGCUUCCUGGUCCACCUCCGAACAGUGGAGGAAACUCAUUUCCCGGUUUUGACAACCCACAAAAUCGGCAAGCAGUAAAACCCCAGAGACAUAGAGCUGCCUUACUUCCCACUCCAACAGAAGGUCUCAUUCAAUUCCCAAAUCGUACGAUGGGUCACUCUACUGACAGAGAGUGGAGAAGAGGUAGACCAGUGAGUCGAGGAAGAGGGUUGGUAAAAGGGCAAAGACAGCAGCAGGAGAAACGUCUUGCUGGUAAAAUGAACAUGCCUUUAGAUGCAAGCACAGGGAGUGAAGAAAAAAUGUAAUAGGGCAAUGUAACUGAUAAACGGGAAUUAUGGUGCAUUUGAUACAGCAUAACACAGAGCAAAUGUAUUUUUCCCAAGUGGUUGUCCACGUCUUAUUGAGAUAUCAACAUGAAGUUUCAACAGUCAAAGCCAUGAAAGAUCAGACAUUGUAUCUUGAUAUGGAAAUACUCUGAGGUGUUUUCAGUUCAUUAUGUUGUGGUUUGUCUUGUAUUCAAAGUAAAUGCAUUUAUUUUUAUUACUUGAUUAGGACUAAAUGCCUUGUAGCCUUAACUGAAAUGCACACUGAAUUGUAAAUUCAAAUCUAUGUGCAUUUCUAGUUGGAAAUUGUGAGAAGUAUUUCAUACAGAAACUGUACAGUUUUUUUUCAACAUAGCUAUAGUGUCACUACAGUAGGCUUGAUCUGUUCUGUUCUGUUGAUAAAAGAUGGCUUGUUUCAUUGCUCUUAUAGAAUGGCAAGCAGUCCAUAAAUCAAUAUAACUUUUUAGAUUUGUAUUCUGAUUAUAUUAUUGAGUUAUUAUUUGGAGUAGGACUGUCAAUACCUGUUAUUUUACAAAUUCCACAUUAAAUAAAGCACAGUGCCCACACCAUUCUGUUUGUGGGAAUAAAUCAGACUCUGGUUUAUAGUUUUUUCUUCUUCUUUUUUUGAGGUACAAUUAAAAAGAGUUGAAUGACACAUUUCAGCAGUUACCAGAGAAACAGGCAUCUCUUCAGAAGCAACAUCUGUAAUGGCUUAACUAUAGCUUGACUGUCAGCUUGGUGCAGGGGAAGAACACUAUAGUAAUCAUCAAAGACAUAAAACUGGCUUUUAAUGGUUUUCAGUUAAUAUACAGUAUGUGAUUAAUAUAUUCAGCAAUGGAUUAGCCUUUAGAGGCCUUAAAUUUUACCUAUGUAAAUAUUCGGCAAGUAAAGGUGCUUAGGAAGAAAAAUGCUAACUGAUUCAUAUGUAAGUAGCAUUUUACUGUUGUAGAUUAAAGUGGUGCUUAGGUAGGUCUUGGUUUGACAGAUGAUAAUUUACA